Uloborus diversus is the source of this 3681-nucleotide messenger RNA. RefSeq names its product hemicentin-1-like. NCBI's taxonomy places the organism in Eukaryota, Metazoa, Arthropoda, Arachnida, Araneae, Uloboridae. The transcript is spliced from 12 exons. The record is from RefSeq and is a predicted model, not a curated record. Bases 117 to 1856 code for a protein of 579 amino acids.
GAGGAAUGCUUCGAAAACAUUAAUUUUACUGAAUUUUAGUGCUUGUUUAAGGAAUCAAUUAACAUGUCCAGAUGACAGUAUGACUGUACUUCCUUCGCUGAAAUUCAUUCAAAAAAAUGUUCAUUUGUCAGGUAGAUUUUAAAAAGGGAAGGUUUUCAACAAGCAUGUGCAGUGGACACUUAUAUGGAUACAUUCUCCUCCUUUGCUUCAUCCAGGGAAUUGUUUAUUCUCUUUCGGAUAUUAAUUAUGAAGGACGAAAAUAUGUGUCGGAAGACUCUAUGUUCGAGAUAUCCUGCUUACGGUCAAAAUAUGGUGUGCCAAAAUGGACAAGGAAUGGUGUGAUAAUUAGUUCAGUAGAUUCUGAAUAUAUUCUUACGGAAGAAAGCGUUCCUGUUAGAAUGAUCUCCAUGAAGCUGAAAGUUGAACAUGCCAAAUGGAACCACAGAGGAGAAUACAAGUGUGAUCCCUUGAGAAAUCAAAGUCAUUGGAUUGAAAUAGUUCCAAGCAAAGAGACAGAUGAAAAAAUGAAAGUACAGAACCGAGUGCAAUUGAGGCCAGGAAGAAAAUUGAAACUAGUUUGCGAUAAGGAAGAAAACACUAUUUUUCCUAUUACAUGGUACAAAGACGGGAAACGAAUGCUUCAAUUGGAGGAAGAUUCGAAAGUUAUUAUGGAAGGGCGCACAUUGAACGUCUUGAAAGUUAAUGAAAGUGAUGCUGGUGAUUAUAUUUGCGCCAUCGAAGUAUCUGGGCUGUCUUAUCCAUUUGCUGACCAUUUAGGGAGCCAUAUAUUAGUCACAUAUGCCGCACGAGUGAAGCCAUUUCCCAUGCAAAUUCGACCGAUACUGAACAGAGAUUUCUUUUUGGAAUGCGAAGUCGACGGUUUUCCGGUUCCUCGGAUAGCCUGGUUUGUAGAUGACAUUCCUAUCGGACAAUACCACCUGAACGAUAGUCGUUACGAUGUAAAGGACAACGCCGAGGGAUUGCCCGGAUCUAUUUUUUACAUCAAAUCUGUGAAGCACGGAGAUGAUCACGAAGUGAUUUGCGCAGUGGAGAACUUGGAGGGAUCAGCGCAUACGAGAGCUUGGUUAGCCGUAAGAAAUAAUCAAGUAAGUACUAAUGAAAAUUAUCCAGGAAAAGGAAUUGUUUUAAUACCUGGCUUGGAUUUAGUGCUACAGUGCAACAACACAGAUUAUCCUUCUGACACAAUUCAAUGGCUGAAGGAAAGUUUGCCAGUAAAUACUACAGAUAAAAGAAUAAAGAUUGAUGCCUCUACUAAUACGUUGUUGAUUGAAAAGGCAGUUGAAACUGAUACAGGGAAUUAUACAUGUACCUUUACACCUUCAGCUGCUAGUGCCAUCAUUGUUGUUCGAACUGCUGUAAAGCUAGGUACAUUUGAUAACUCUCGCAAUGUUGUCCAGGGUCAAAAUAUUGUCCUGAUAUGUAAUGCUACUCAAGGUGUGCCACUGCCAACCUUGCAAUGGCUAAAAGAUGAAGAACCACUAAAUGUUUCAAAUCCUAGGAUUACUCUGCAAGCUGAUCCUCGUGGGAUCGAAGGAACUACUUUGACCAUUUCAGAUGCUCAGUUUGAAGAUCGGGCAGAAUACACUUGUGUCGCUACAAAUGAAGUAAACACAGUGAAUGCCACUAUUUUAGUGAGAGUUAAAGAUAAAUAUGCUGCAUUAUGGCCUUUCCUUGGCAUUUGUGCCGAAGUAGCUGUACUUUGUACUAUCAUUUUCAUCUAUGAGAAGAGGAGGCAGAAGCCCGACUUUGACGAAUCAGAAACGGAACACAAUACUGAGAACAAAAAUGUUCCAGAUCAAGAGGAAAAGAGCCGUGAUGUUAGACAACGGAAAUAAAAAUUUGUCCAUGUUAGAGAUACUGAAGCUUUGUUAGUUUUAUAUUUAUACACAUAUACUUCUGUAUAACUUUAGUUUUUCCAUCCUCUAAGAAAUAUCAGGACUUAUCAAAGCAUAUAAAUUAUAUUACGAUUUGGAAAACAUGAACAGUUGAACCUUUUAAUUUUUUUGUUAUAAGUUUUGUUGAUUGCAUAUGAAAGUGUUGAAAUUUUAGGACAAACUAGCAAUUUUUCUUUGCUGUGCACUUUGUUUUUAUUAUUUGCGCAGUCUUUAAUGAUGUUGUUUAAUAUUCAAAAGAUUUUGUUAAAUAAAACUUCAAGCGAAGCAUAGAAUGUCCUGAAAAUUUGGGAUUCCUAGGUUUUAAAAUGUAAAUAUUGUAAAUUUAUUUUAUUUGAAGAAAUAUCCAUUUUUGUAUAUUAUGGAGAUACCCCCCUUCCCCUUUGUUGGCGAUAAUUUCAUAGUGUUUGCUUUAGUCAUAAAAAAUCAAGUCUAUAUUGCGUUGCUGUAUUUUGGAUGUAAUCAUUUUUAAUUUGCACUUUCAGUUUCACAUUUUAAGUUUUGAUUUUAAAACUAUAUUUUUAACGUGUCAUAUUGAUCCAUCUUAAUCAUUAGGUUUUUUGAGAGGUUUCCGCCCUUUUUUGUUGUUGUUUCUUAUAGUUUUAGCUUGAAAGUUAUUUUUGAACAGCAUUUAUAUUGUAGAUUGCAUUUAUUAUGUGUACAUUGAUUAAAAGAUAUAAACUUUGCAUAAUCCAAUGUUACCUGAACUGCAAAUAGUUUUGAAUAAUAGUUUUAAAAUGCACAAAAGCAUGCAUAUUUAAUGCAUGUUUUUGUAUUAAUAUUACAUUAUUUUAUAUUUUGGACAUUGGCUUUGUUGUGAUUUUGUUUAAAUUUGAGUAACUUCUGCAUUCUUCAAGGUUACUGAGAGGUCAUAAAAUCCAAGGUUCUUUUUUGAAGCUAUAAAAUGUAUUCAAAUUGGCUGAGAUAAAAUUAAAUCUAAAUUAGAUUAGUAUUUAGAUCUUAAAUUUACAUCUUUACAGACUAUUUCUUUUUGAUGUAUUUUUCAUGGAAAUGUAAGGAAUUAUUUGUUACAAUAUUUUUAUUUGUUAUUUUUCUGAAAAUAAUACUUUAAAUACUGAAUUAAUUAUUUAAUGCAAUCUUGUUGCUUUAUUAAACUCUACUCUUCACUUUAAUAUUUAUGAUAGAAUUGCUUGAUAAAUACUGCAAGUCAAAUUUGCUACAUGAAGCAUUUUCCUGUAUGUUAUAUUUACAAAUUGUAAUAUGAAAUCCGUUUUUAUCAACCAACAAGUUUAAAUAUAACUUAAUUUACAAACUUUUGCAAAAAGUGUCAAAUUUUCUGUAGAAGUUCCAAAACAUUUUAUGUAAGUUAGAGCUAAAGUCAGCUUGUAGAAAUUUAGCCAAAUAUUAAGGAAGUAUUUUAGGUUUUAGGUCCUAAGGUCUAGGUCUUGUGGGGUUGUAUGAAGGUGCUUUCAAAUUCUGACAAGGUGCCAUUUUGUGUGAUGAGGAUUGGUUCUUGUGCAAUUAAGAUAUAUUGCAACUGGAAAUAUCUUAGGACUCAUUUUUAGGAAUCACCAUUGCAGUUUUAACCAAUCAGAAAGUUUUAUCACUAUUUGAAUAAUGUUUCCUGUGAUGAUAAGAGAGUUUAUAAUCUGAAACAUUUGGCUUUCUUCAUGACUUUUAGUAUUCCCAUUGUUAUAAGAUGCUAAAACUGUACUGAACCUCAUGCUGAUGCCAACCAUUUUGAUCAUAAGUUUUCAGAUUUGUAAUUGUUAUAACUUUCAAUAAAUAGAAAAAAUAUUGUUUCAAA